Xiphias gladius (swordfish) is the source of this 1272-nucleotide messenger RNA. It is a transcript of the gene pomk, whose product is annotated as protein O-mannose kinase. NCBI's taxonomy places the organism in Eukaryota, Metazoa, Chordata, Actinopteri, Istiophoriformes, Xiphiidae. Gene Ontology annotation, molecular function: protein kinase activity; carbohydrate kinase activity; ATP binding. Gene Ontology annotation, biological process: protein phosphorylation; protein O-linked glycosylation; carbohydrate phosphorylation. The coding region runs from base 146 to 1183 and encodes 345 amino acids. Gene Ontology annotation, cellular component: endoplasmic reticulum membrane. The transcript has 3 exons. The record is from RefSeq and is a predicted model, not a curated record.
UUUUUUUUUCCCCUCGAUCCGGCUAUGGUUGCUGUUGUGCUGUAGCCAUCCUAGCAGUGGACAGGUUGUUGUCGUCAAAAAGUUUCUGAAAACGUGAUGAAUCAUAACACCAUGUGAACCAGCGUUGCGGCAGAUACAGACCACCAUGGGUAGGAGAAAUGGCAAUGCUAUCUCCCACGGUUUUCCAGUGGUGGUGGUGUGCCUUGCUGCCUUGCUCCUCAGCAAUGCUUUGAUCUACCUAUAUCUGGACUCUGUGUAUCAGUCUGAUGAGCUGGUGUCCCCUCAUGUGGGGUGUGUUCCUCGGCACUUCAAAAUGGUGACCAUGAAGAACUGCACCCCUUGGCUCCAAUGUUCACAGAUAAAUGCAGAAGUACGCAAGCUGAAGCUGAUCGGCCAGGGAGCUGUUAAAAAGGUCUAUCUGGCUGAGUGGAGAGCUCAGAAGGUGGCUCUGUCCAAACUAUCCUCUCUGGAUUACGUGGAAGAUUUUCUCCAUGGAUUGUCCAUGUUACAGGCCUUGCAGGGCCCCCAGGUGGUGCAGUUGGUGGGGUUUUGCCUUGAAGACCACACCCUGGUCACAGAACACCACCCACUUGGCUCAUUGCUUAACUUGGAUGGUGUUCUUGCACAAGAGCGGCACCAGCAACAUAACACCUGGCAGACACGGCUGAGGCUGGCUACAGACUUUGUCUCCAUCCUCCAUUAUCUCCAUAACAGCCCAGCUGGGAGGAGGGUUAUGUGUGAUUCCAACAGUCUGGAGAAAACACUCUCGCAGUUUCUGCUGACAAGCGACUUUCACCUGGUAGUAAACGAUCUGGAUGCAUUGCCUGAGGUGGACCCAUCCAGAGGCUUGUUGGUGAAAUGUGGCCGCCGAGAGCUCACUGGGGACUUUGUGGCCCCAGAGCAGCUGUGGCCAUUCAGAAACAAAGGGAAGCCAUUUUCAGACAAUCUCAUGCCUGAGUAUGAUGAGAAGACAGAUAUCUGGAAGAUCCCAGAUGUGACAUGGUUCCUGAUGGGAAGGGUACCUGGAGGUGAUUUAGUCCACUUCCAUCUUUUUGAGAUCCAUGAGGAGUGUAAGAAGGAAGAUCCCAAGCUCCGACCUUCAGCUGUGAAUGUUUUAAAAGUGUACAAAUCAGUCUACAGCAGCAUGGUGCGAGACAAUGCUGGCUUUAGAGACAUGCUGUAGAAUAAUAACUCACUCAAAAAGACCAUAAAAAUACAAUAAAAGUUCAAGAUACAGUUUUACAUUGUGGUGCAGUAUAAUAAAUUUUACUA